AUUUUCGAUUCACAUCAUACUUAGAUUCUCAAAAAAAAAAAAUGCCAUUAUUUGAUGAAAAUAGCAAUAAACUUAUUAUACACGGUAUGAAAAAGUGGAAAGGUCGUCAUAAUCGCUUCGUAAAAAUUAGUAAAUUAGUCCCGAAUUAUACACCCAAACAAAUUGCUUCUCACUGGAAGAAUUAUCUUGAUCCUAAUUUAUGCCUUGAUACUCUAGAGUACGAAGAAAAAAAAUUUAUUGCAGAAUGGAUUCGAAAAUAUCGAACUUCAAGUGGAGUCAUCCACUGGAAAUAUGUGGUCAACGAUUUAAAAAUUCGAUUUGGCAAGCGACAUUCCGAAAACAAGGUCAAAAAUUAUUGGAACGCAAGAAUAAAGAGAGAAAAAAAAUUUAAAAAUAAAGGACAAAAAGAGAUAAAAGACGAAAAUAAUGAACAAGAACAAGGAAAAGAAAUGUAUACUGAAGGAAAUGAACGUAAAUUCAUUUUCCAUUUUGUUAGUUCCGAAGACUUUUUACCAAGACGUCCUUCAAAAAUCACUAUUGCAUCCCUUUUAAAUUUCGACAACUUGUGAGUCAACAUAAAUUUUUUGUAUAUAGUUUACUUUUUAUUAUAUGAUGUGUUUUUCUUUGCCUAUUUGUUUAUCGUGCCCUAUUUAUUUAUCGUGGUAUUUAUU
This is a messenger RNA of Rhizophagus irregularis DAOM 181602=DAOM 197198, 671 nucleotides long. RefSeq lists its product as uncharacterized. Lineage: Eukaryota; Fungi; Glomeromycota; Glomeromycetes; Glomerales; Glomeraceae. The record is from RefSeq and is a predicted model, not a curated record.